Molecule: messenger RNA, 1708 nt
Organism: Galleria mellonella (greater wax moth)
Lineage: Eukaryota; Metazoa; Arthropoda; Insecta; Lepidoptera; Pyralidae
Gene: Fkbp12
Product: peptidyl-prolyl cis-trans isomerase Fkbp12-like
Exons: 3
Coding region: 123-449 (108 amino acids)
Molecular function (GO): peptidyl-prolyl cis-trans isomerase activity
Source: RefSeq, a predicted model, not a curated record
AACCUGGCAACAUAUUUUUUUUUUUAUUCGAUUUCCGCUUUCCGAAAAUUUAUUGCUUUUGGUCGCGUGCGUUCGGUUUAUUUCUGUGGAAUUCUUUUUGUAAAUAAAUUUAUAUUUAAAUCAUGGGAGUCAAUGUCGAGACAAUUUCCCCUGGUGAUGAGUCAACUUACCCAAAGACCGGGCAGACAGUGGUGGUCCACUAUACAGGCACACUGACAAAUGGGCAGAAAUUCGACUCUUCGCGCGACCGUGGCAAGCCCUUCAAAUUCAAGAUCGGCAAGGGAGAAGUCAUCAGAGGAUGGGACGAGGGUGUUGCUAAGAUGUCGGUAGGCGAGCGCGCCAAACUGACCUGCUCCCCGGACUACGCUUACGGCCAACAGGGCCACCCUGGAGUAAUCCCACCAAACUCCACUCUCAUCUUCGAUGUGGAACUCAUCCGCCUCGAAUAGACAAUCACAACACGUACCUCUCAUCUCAUUAACGUUUUACCUAAGCCUUAAUUAGUGAAUGCAAAAUAAGAAAUGUACAAAAAUAACAGACAAACACUAGCGUGGCCGCAUUGAGAACUUCAGCUCUCUAUGUACAAGUCUCUGGCUAUGACGGACUUAAUUGUAUGUUCAGGUCAAUUAAGAUAUUUUAAUAUUUCUUAUUUUAUUAAUUCACGUUAACUAGUGGUAAAGGAUUUUUAUUACCACAACUAUUUUUGCCCCAAGAUUAUAUAUGCUCAAAUUCACAAAUACUAAAAAGGUUUAGAGGAAAGUAGUUCUCCUUGUUCAAUGGGUUCACCAUAGUGUAUUUACAUAUGUAACUCUUCAUAGUCACACAAUUUCGUACCUUUUUAUGUUAAGAUUGUUGCCAGUAAAUGUGGGCUUUUAUGAAGGACAUGGCAACACCGUUUAACUUUAGAUAUUGAAACGCCAUGUUUGUGUACCAUCUUUUACUACUACGAACAUACAGUAGUAGAAAAAUCAAUGGAUAAGUCCAUAAGAGACAAAUUUGAUAAUAAAAUAACCAUUUAUCAUCGAUCAUACAAACUGGCAACUACCUACUUUAGGUUACAUUCCAGAUGCAUUUAUAAAUUUGAUUUCUUUAUUAAGAUGUGCUCUAUUUAGUAAAAUUGAGUUAUAUAAACAACAAUUUACUAGAUAACACAACUUAUAAUAAAUGUUUUAAAAAUAAUUAGUUCUGCAUUCUAAUAGGGUUGAUUUUCACUUGUGUUUAUAAGUAUGUAAUUUGCACAAAUAAAUAAAUACAUCUAUAUGGGUCUUUAGUGAUAAACUAUAGUGUCUUCUAUAACUUCAAUUGAACUAUAAAUGCACUUUGGGUAUUGUGUGCUUGAUAAUUUCAUGGGAGUGUUAGAUGUAUAGCUAGGCCAUAGUAUUUGUGGAUGAUUGAUUAGUCAUUUGAUUCAUGACGAAGGAUACAAAGGUACAGAGUUCGCUUCUUUAUAGCAAUAAGAGUAUUCGUGUCAUAUGUAACACAUAAGGUUAUUGUGAAGGAAAUAUGCUUAAAAUCUUUAGCUGUUAUCAUAAUACAAGUAUACUACGUAGGUAGAUUUACCUAUUAGUUAUUUUAAUUAUGUAAAUAAUCAGCACAAAUGUAUGGACUCGUCUGAAUCAAUUAUGAAGCAUUCAUUUAAUUUCUUACAACCGAUAAACUUGUCAUAGAUACAUUAAACUUCAGAAAUAAACUUUAUGUGAGAUAAAAA